AUGUUCACCGCGGCCCAGUCCGGUCACGAUGUCGACAUUGAUUCACUCCCCUGGACUCUCCUUCUUUUCACCUCUUGCAGGGACACUUCAGGACAAGGAAGAUUUUGCACUAUUUUUCGUUCGUAUUCCAGAGGAGCUCAGGGCGUCAUCCUGGUCUAUGACAUCACGAACCGCUGGUCGUUUGACGGCAUCGACCGCUGGAUAAAGGAGAUCGACGAGCAUGCCCCGGGAGUGCCCAAGAUCCUGGUGGGGAACCGUCUGCACUUGGCGUUCAAGCGGCAGGUGUCCACCGAGCAGGCGCAGUGCUACGCCGAGCGCCUCGGCAUGACCUUCUUCGAGGUCAGCCCCCUCUGCAACUUCAACAUCACCGAGUCCUUCACCGAGCUGGCGAGGAUCGUGCUGAUGCGGCACGGCAUGGACCGGCUGUGGAGGCCCAACAAGGUACUGAGUCUGCAAGACCUCUGCUGCCGCGCCAUAGUCUCCUGCACCCCCGUUCACCUGGUCGACAAGCUCCCCCUCCCGGUUGCCUUACGAAGCCAUCUGAAGUCUUUCUCCAUGGCGAACGGACUGAACGCCAGGAUGAUGCACGGCCGAUCGUACUCGCUCACCGCCAACAACUUAAACAAACGGCACAGCCUGAAGAAAGCCAAGAUCAUCCGUCCGCCGCAAAGCCCCCCCAAGGACUGCACAAGGAACAGCUGCAAGAUAUCCUAAGCAAGAGCCAUGGAAGGAUCCUUGGGGGCGGAGACUCUAUAUCCCUCCCUCGAGGAAGCUGUUAAGCGACAGGACGUUCAUUGCUCCCCUUCUUUGUCCAGAAGUUUAGGUCUCCCGAGAUAAUGCUGCUUUUAUUUUAGACAUCACAUGAUGUCGCUGUGUUCUAUAUGCAUGGCCCGUUUUUAUUUUUUUGUUUUUUUACUAUUUUUAUUGCCCUUUUAUUUGUGGUCUGCUUCAGUCAGGACACCGCAUCCUUCCUCCCCCACCUCCGCCACCAGCAAGCUUAUGCGGGUCUUACUAUGUGAAUGUGUGCUCCCUUUUAAUGGAAAGUAUUGGACCCCGUUCCCCUGGAAGAGCGCCCUGUGUUUUUUAUUUUUAUUUUAUUUUUUAUUAUAAAUUGUGCUGCACCCCAAGGUAUACAGUGUAUACACCGCAACACCCCCCCCCCCAACCGCCCCCCCCCCCCCCCGACCUCCAGUCAUCCCCGCUACAACAAAGGCUGCUCCACGGGUGUAUUUAACAUGCACUGUCAGGUCUCUGUGAGGAAAGUUAGAUUUUUUUUUUAUUUUUUUUUUGUUAUUUUUAAUGUUAUUUAAUACUUUUUGGGGAUUUCUCCAUGAUGAUGAAAUAUGACUAUAUAUAUAUAUAUAAAUAUGCUUCUAUUUCUGUAAAACUGAAUAUUUUGUACCAGAUGUAAGAAGAGUUGCCGAGUUUAAAAAGAAAACAAAAAGAAAAAAAACACACAAAAAAAAUGACCCAAAUGCCAAAGACGUGUUUGGAUUGUGAAUGUUUUAUUUGCGAUGCGUUUGUGACUUUCAAUGUGAUUUAAAGAAAUGUUUUAUAAAGAGGAAGAAACGCUAUUUAAGGAAAAAAAUAAAUGUCUUUAAAAGCUUGUGA
Messenger RNA from Bufo gargarizans (Asiatic toad), 1611 nucleotides. It is a transcript of the gene RAB40B, whose product is annotated as RAB40B, member RAS oncogene family. Lineage: Eukaryota; Metazoa; Chordata; Amphibia; Anura; Bufonidae. Gene Ontology annotation, biological process: intracellular signal transduction; protein localization to plasma membrane. The transcript is spliced from 5 exons. Bases 1 to 714 code for a protein of 237 amino acids. The record is from RefSeq and is a predicted model, not a curated record. Gene Ontology annotation, cellular component: synaptic vesicle; plasma membrane; endosome. Gene Ontology annotation, molecular function: GTPase activity; GTP binding.